ACUUCCUCUAUAAAAAGGCUAAUGAAUUGUUAAGAUACUCAUACACUCACAUUAACACCCAGAGACACUAAACACCGUCUGAAAAAUGGUACGGACUACGAUGCAGUCUUCUAUGGUAGGGGAGAUUGAGACAACUAUUGAGAUCAAAGCUCCCGCCCAGAAGUACUACCACAUGCUCACUGGAAAACCAAACGAUCUUCCGAAAGCCAGUCCUGAAAACCUCCAGAGAUGUGAUGUGCUCGAGGGAGAGCCUGGAGAAGUUGGAAGAAUUCUCUUCUGGAACUACGUCACCGAUGGACAGCCAAAGGUGAUGAAGGAGAGGAUCGAUGCACUGGAGCCGGAGAAGAAUCUGAUGGUGGCUAGGGUUAUUGGGGGAGAUCUAAUGAAUGAGUUCAAGAACUUCUUCCUCACUAUUCAGGCGACCCCGAAACAAAGAGGACCUGGAAGUUUGGUUAAGUGUCACCUGAAGUAUGAGAAGAUUGAUAAGAAGGUGGCUGACCCAGAGGACAUACUCGUGCUGUUUGUCAAUGCCUCCAGGGGCAUGGACAAAAUGCUUUCUUCUGAAUUCUAGAGGAUUCUUCAGAUAUCUAUUCAUCAUCUAUCAGUCUAUCAUCUAUCCGUACAACUAUGUAUCUAUCUAUAUAUUGUGUCUGGGUGUUAAGCUUAUAUUUAUCAAUAAUGUGCUCUCUAUAUGAUUGAAGAGAUCUAAUAUUAUGCAAGUAUGUCAUAAUCAUAUAUACAUGAUUUCUAGUGUGUUACGUAUCUUUGAAGUUAUAAGUUGUAAACUGUAACUUGUGUGUUGCAAUGAUAUUUCUUCUUGACUGGUGAGAA
Messenger RNA from Raphanus sativus (radish), 831 nucleotides. RefSeq names its product MLP-like protein 28. Gene Ontology annotation, biological process: defense response. NCBI's taxonomy places the organism in Eukaryota, Viridiplantae, Streptophyta, Magnoliopsida, Brassicales, Brassicaceae. The transcript has 2 exons. Bases 86 to 571 code for a protein of 161 amino acids. The record is from RefSeq and is a predicted model, not a curated record.